Messenger RNA from Gilbertella persicaria, 3156 nucleotides. Its product is annotated as kinase-like domain-containing protein. Gene Ontology annotation, molecular function: protein serine/threonine kinase activity; ATP binding. The transcript has 8 exons. Gene Ontology annotation, biological process: signal transduction; protein phosphorylation. The record is from RefSeq and is a predicted model, not a curated record. Lineage: Eukaryota; Fungi; Mucoromycota; Mucoromycetes; Mucorales; Choanephoraceae. The coding region runs from base 37 to 3075 and encodes 1012 amino acids.
CUUAUUCUCAUAGUGAACUUACACCAAAAUUGAGCUAUGAGUGAUAAACAAACGAAAAUAAACGAGCUAAAGGCUAAAAUAGCUCAAAAUGAAAGAAUGCGAGAUAAGGCAUAUCAACUCAAACCUCUCUUAACGGAUCGUAAUGCCUUGUCGCAGUGCGAGACAGAAAUCAAAGAGUGUCAGAAAUACAUUGAUUAUUUUACAGAAGAGCUAGCCAAAAUUGAAUCGCGAAAUGAUACAGAAGAUGAUGUCGUAUUUCAUGAUACAAAUACCACAAGUGGACGUGCUCGUACAAACAGUGUGGGUGCUACAGAGGGCAACAUGAAAAAGUAUUCUACGCUUGAUUUACUUACGACUGAAACACUUUACAAUAAAUCCAAAGUGUCUAUGAAAUUGCAUGAAUUGGAGUACAAAUUAGACGUGGAAAACAAAGUGCUGGCUGGCAUUAAAACAAUGGCUGAUGUGCUCGACAAAGAUACUUCAAUCAAUGACCGAAAAAGAAGGAGCGAACUACAAGGCCAAAUGUACGAAAGUAUUGAAAAAUUAAAUCUUUUGACAAAAGCCUUGAGAAAGUACAAGAGCUUGUAUAUUGGUGAAGGAGAUGAUGAAGAUGAUGAAUUAGAGACACCUCCUUCUUCUCGUAUGCCUCCUGGAUUUCGAAGACCUGUGACAGGCAAACUACAACUUGAGCUGAUUCAGGCACGUGGAUUGGCUCAUGCUCCCACUCGUAUGUUUAAGGCACCAGACACAAUUGUGUACGUCAAAAUUGAUGGUAACAUUGUGUUUCGCUCCAAACUAUCUCGAAACGACACCUGGGUUGAUAUGUGCGAGACACAUGUCAAUAAAGCAACCGAAGUAGAAAUCUCUAUCUAUGAUCAAGAAGCAGAACGCAGCUUGCCUAUUGGUAUCUUUUGGCUCAAGAUCACAGACAUUGCUGAAGGAUUGCGUAAAAAGAAGAUCCAGCAAGAAAAUGGUUCUGGCUGGGUUCCUGCUGAUGUCUAUCAAAAGCAAGAGCAACAAGACAGUGAGGUUCCAGAACAACAAGUUGAACCAAAACGUCAAGACCCUACGUGGACCGAGACAACAGAAGAUGGUAUUCAGGCUUGGUUUGAUGUAGAACCUUCAGGGGAAAUGCUUUUGCGUGUCAAUUUUGUGCGUGAGGCUGCUAAUCGUCGUCCCUUGGACAAGUUGGGUCGUGCUGGUGCUGUCAGACAACGCCGUGAAGAAGUACAUGAAAUGAAUGGUCAUCAGUUCUUUGAAAAGAAGUUUUAUAACAUCAUGCGUUGUGCUCUUUGUGGUGAAUUUUUGGUCAACAGUGGAUACCAAUGUGAAGAUUGUGAAUAUACUUGCCACAAAAAGUGUUACACCAAGGUGGUUACAAAAUGUAUUUCCAAAUCCAAUGCAGAUAAAGACGCCGAUGAAGACAAACUGAACCACCGUAUUCCUCAUCGAUUCGAGCCUAUUACAAACAUUGGUGCCAAUUGGUGCUGUCACUGUGGCUAUAUGCUUCCACUUGGCUCUAAAGGAGCAAAAAAAUGUUUAGAAUGUGGCAUUACUUGCCAUACAAAAUGUCAAUUGUUUAUUCCUGAUUUUUGUGGUUUAUCUAUGGAAAUGGCAAACCAAAUGCUUGCUGAAAUCAAGGCAGCCAAUAAGCGCAAAACGUUAGACACAAAGCCAAAUCGCACAACGCAUCCAGAAUUAAGCGACGCUAUGUCACAGUUGUCUAUGAAACCACUACCUCUACAACCUUCACCGCCGCCACCUGUCAGCCCUGUGAAUCGUAUUCAACCUUCUACGCCUCCUCCCGUUGUACCUCCUCAUGCUCAACCUUAUGUUCCUCAACAACAACAACAAUACCCUAUUCAGACAAACGAUCCUCGCUAUCAAUCUUAUGCCAUGCGUCCACCUCAACUUACCCCUACGUCUCCUUAUCACCAGUCUCCUUCUUCUACGAAUAGCUCACCACAAAUGCGUCCAGUAUAUCAACAACCUCAUGGUAUGGAAAUAGCAAGACCUCCAAUCCAACUUAAACCUACUCAGCAGCAACAACAGCAAAGACGUGUUACACUAAAUGACUUUAACUUUUUGUUCGUAUUGGGUAAAGGCAAUUUUGGUAAAGUAAUGCUGGCUGAAGACAAGUACGAUAAGCGACUUUAUGCUGUGAAAGUGUUGAAGAAACGUUUUAUCAUUGAUAAUGAUGAAAUUGAAAGUCUUCGAUCUGAAAAACGUAUCCUUCAAGCAGCAAAUCGUGCAAGGCAUCCCUUCUUAGUUAGCCUUCAAUCUUGCUUCCAGACCGAGUCUCGGGUUUAUUUUGUGAUGGAAUAUGUGAGUGGUGGUGAUUUAAUGUGGCAUAUUCAACGUGAACCUUUCUCAGAAAGAAGAGCCAAGUUUUAUGCUUGUGAAGUACUGUUAGCGUUGGAAUACUUCCAUAGCCAAGGUAUCAUAUAUCGUGAUUUAAAGCUGGACAACAUCAUGCUUGGGUUAGAUGGUCAUAUCAAAGUAACUGAUUAUGGUCUUUGUAAAGAAAACAUGUGGUAUGAAGAUACAACAGGCACAUUCUGUGGUACACCUGAAUUUAUGGCACCUGAGAUUCUGUUGGAACAAAAGUAUGGGCGUGCUGUCGAUUGGUGGGCAUUUGGUGUACUUGUGUACGAAAUGCUCCUUGGUCAAUCACCGUUCCGAGGUGAAGAUGAAGAUGAAAUCUUUGAUGCUAUUCUUGAGGACGAAAUUCUUUAUCCCGUCAAUAUGUCUCGAGAUUCUGUCUCUAUUUGCCAAAGAUUACUGAACCGUGAUCCUAAGCGAAGAUUAGGUGCAGGUCCAUCAGAUGCAGCCGAAAUUAAAGAACAUCCUUUCUUUCAUGGUGUCAAUUGGGAUGAUAUGCUUAAUAAGCGUGUCCCUCCACCUUUCUGCCCUACCAUUACAAGUCCUCUGGACACUUCUAAUUUUGAUGAAGAAUUCACUCGUGAGCGUCCUGCAUUGACACCCAUCAAUAGUGUACUGAAUCGUGUUGAGCAACAAGAAUUCCAAAACUUUUCUUACGUUGCAGACUUUACUCAACCUGGCUCUCUGUGGUAAUAUAUAUAUAUAUAUAUAUAUAUACUUUGAAGACGAAUAAAGAUCAUGUAUUUUUUUCCAAUUUAAAAAGAAAUACUGUAC